Messenger RNA from Moneuplotes crassus, 1366 nucleotides. NCBI's taxonomy places the organism in Eukaryota, Ciliophora, Spirotrichea, Euplotida, Euplotidae. The record is from the annotation of a GenBank genome assembly.
ACAUGGUAGUUUUAGCCUUUUAUAGCCCAAAGAUAGCAUUUUAGUAUCUUAGAUAUUCCCUAUCAACUCAUAAGUUAAUGGAAAAUAGCCACAAAUUUUGCACAAAGAGUGAUGGUAAGAGAUGAGAAGCUCAGUUCAUGCAGGAUGCACCUUCAUAUCUUCCAGCGAGAUUAAAGAAAAAGGGAAGAUGGACUCACGCUGAACAUGCCCAGUUUAUUGAUUGUUUGAAGAAAUAUGGUAAAGACUGGGAAAAACUAGAUGAGAUGAUCAUCACCAGAGACAGUCUGCAGAUCAGAUCUCACAGCCAGAAAUACUUCAAUAGGAUCAAGCAAGACUUCAACACAGAUGACCCAAUAGAGUAUAUUCGUAAAGGAAUGUGAGACGUAUCUCCAUUUUACAAGUUUGAUAAGUCUAAGUUUAGCGAAGCUCUCAUGCAGCCUGAAGUUACUGAAAACAGACAAUCUAAAAUUCUUCAAGAAUCUUUGGUAGAGAAGCAAAUCAGCUACCACUGAGAUGAAGCACCAAUCAAGAGUCUUAAAACAAAAAAUAUCACCAAAAACUGCGAAAAUAGGCACAAAAAGAGACACCUGAAGCAGCAGAUAAAAUACUUUGGAGAUUCAAGCUCUUCAGAAUUCUUUGAAGAUAAAGCUAUAAACAGCUAUAAGAAAUCUAGGUUCCGCCAAGUGAGCUUAUCAGGAUUGAAGGAACAUGCUAGGAGGGUCCAUAGAAAACACAAAAAGGCUCAGAAACACUUUAGUGAUGCCCACCCAGGGUUUGACAAAAUCUCCUUUGUUAAGAAAGCUAUUGAGCUGAGUACUUGUGCCUCGAAACAAUACGCUUCGAAAGAGCUAUCACAAUGUACAACUAAAGCUCAACAAAAGAAUGGGAUAAUUGGAGUCCGUAAAAGAGGAAAAGAGGUAAAUACUUCAUAUAGAAUUGAUGAUUCAUGAAGAAACAUCUUUUCCAUGGGUUUCAGCCACUCUAAUGAAAUGGCUGCCAAUUCUAUGACCAAAGUACACUCAAAGCAUCAAGUUAAGAGAGAAUACAUAAACACUCUUGGAGGCUCAAAUCUGUCAUAUUUUCAGCCUUUACCUACAACCCAGAAAUAUUGCUCAAACCAAGGUAGAUUUGUGUCAGGGAACUUUCAGACUCAGGCUCUAAUGGAGCAUCACAAUAAAGUAAAGCCAACAAUCAACCCUCAGUAUUCUUGGAAGAAUGGAAAGCCAAACCAACAGAGUAUGCAAUCAGUAGAAACUUCUCUAUCUCAGUUAUUGAUGAAAAGUUUCCAGGAUAACUACUGUGUCUGUAAGAAAUAGGCUGGACGAGAGGCGAUUUUCAGCAUGGAUAACAUUUUCCAACAAAGAUA